CAGAGAGCAGAGCCACUGGACGUCGCAGGCGCGCGCCCGGCCAUGGUUUCCCUGGUGACCGCGCUCUGGACCGUGCUCCACGCGCGCACCCUCCUGCUGGGCGCUGUCGCCUUCCUGUUCUUUGCUUAUUUCUUCAGAAAGCGGCGCCCCCAGAACUGCCCACCGGGGCCCCCGCGCUGGCCCAUCCUGGGAAACUUCUUCCAGGUGGACUUUGCGCAGUCGCACUUGCACAUUCAGCAGUUUGUGAAGAAAUAUGGGAAUGUUAUUAGCAUGGAAUUUGGCGACAUGUAUUCAGUCCUUAUAACUGGACUGCCCUUGAUCAAAGAAGCCCUUGUUGAGCACGACCAGCACUUCAGGAACCGCCCUGUGACGCCUAUCCGAGAGCGUGUCUUUAAGGAAAAUGGGUUGAUCAUGUCCAAUGGUCAGACAUGGAAGGAACAAAGACGGUUCACCCUGACAACACUAAGGAACUUUGGUUUAGGAAAGAAGAGCUUAGAGGAACGUAUUCAAGAGGAGGCCUACUACCUUGUUGAGUUUAUAAAAGAGGAGAAUGGACAGCCUUUUGACCCUCAAUUCAAGAUCAACAAUGCAGUUUCCAAUAUUAUUUGUUCUGUCACCUUUGGGGAACGCUUUGAGUACCAGGAUGAAAAAUUCCAGGGACUUCUAAGGAUGCUGGAUGAGGUCAUAUGUCUGGAAACUUCUAUAUGGUGCCAGCUCUAUAAUAUAUUUCCAAGGAUAAUGAAUUUAUUACCUGGAUCCCAUCAAACACUCUUUAAUAACUGGGAAAAUCUGAAAUUGUUUGUUGCUGAAAUUAUUGAAAACCACAAGAAAGAUUGGAAUCCUGAUGAAACAAGAGACUUUAUUGAUGCAUAUCUCAAGGAAGUAGAAAAGCAUAAAAAUGACACCUCUUCUAGCUUCGAUGAAGAAAACCUCAUCUACACCACUCUGGACCUCUUCUUUGCUGGCACUGAGACAACUUCAACUACACUGCGCUGGGCUCUGCUCUACAUGGCCCUCUACCCAGACAUCCAAGAAAAAGUACAUGCAGAGAUCGACAGAGUGAUUGGCCAGAUGCAGCAGCCAAGCAUGGCCCUUCGAGAGUCCAUGCCCUACACCCAUGCAGUGGUCCACGAGGUGCAAAGAAUGGGAAACAUCAUCCCAUUGAACGUGCCCAGGGCAGUGGCAGCAGACACAACCCUGGCUGGGUAUCACAUGCCCAAGGGGACCUUGGUCUUAACCAACCUGACAGCUCUGCACAAAGACCCUGCGGAGUGGGCCACCCCUGACACAUUCAAUCCGGAACAUUUUCUGGAGAACGGACAGUUUAAGAAGAGGGAAGACUUCCUGCCUUUCUCCAUAGGAAAGCGGGCGUGCCUCGGAGAACAGCUGGCUAGGACUGAGUUGUUUGUUUUCUUCACUUCACUCAUGCAGAAGUUUACCUUCAGGGCCCCAGACAGCGAGCAGCUGAGCCAGAAGUUCAGGAUGGGCAUCACCAUUGCCCCUGUCAAAUACCGAAUCUGUGCUCUCCCCAGGGCCUAGAGGCCCAAGGGCGGGAGGAAAAGGCCCUGGGAAGGGGUGACCGCUGAAGGCUCACUUCUGUCUGCUCAGAAGCCAGAGCCACAAUCAAAGAGGUGCUGAAGGAAGAUGGGGAGAGUGGACUCAGAGAAACACCCACCCCCAACCCAAAUCACAGUUUUUCCAGAGUCCCCACCAGUGCAGCCGUGAUUUUCUCACAGGAGAUGAAAGGAGGCCACAAUUCUCUACUGAAAAACUGAUGGAAGGAUCUGAACAUGUCAUAGAUGUUAAGGGGGCUGAGAAACCAUAAAGCAGUCUAGAAACGGACAGCUGGAACCUGCUGCUUCCUUUCUUGCACGUUUUCACUGUGGGCUGUGAAGAUGACUCAGGUCUUUCAGGGAAUAGAGGGAUGGGAGGAGUUGGAAGUCAGACCCUCCCAGGGCUGCCCCCCUUGAUGUUGGCCUUGAAAGGCCUCACACUAUGCCCUGGGUGCUAUCUUUCUUGCUCCUGCUUCAGCAAGGCCUUCAACAAAGUCAGGGGUUUUAUUUCCAGCUUCCAUGAAGUAGCCAUUUCUGUGGUUCACCUAAGGAACCAUGGUGAGGUCCAGGUAGUGGGUGACAAUUAAGCUGACAUAGGAAGUCAGCAGAACUCUUUUGUUAAGGAAAACCCAUCCCCAUUAACACUCUAUGAGCCUUAUAACCCCGAACUGUCUUGUAUUGUAUUGUGUGGUGAAAGUGAUCUUUUCUUUGAAAUAAAAUGUAAGGUUUGGGGUGGGGUAACAAAUAUUAACAAUUUAAAUCUAUACUGAA
Molecule: messenger RNA, 2324 nt
Organism: Sorex araneus (European shrew)
Lineage: Eukaryota; Metazoa; Chordata; Mammalia; Eulipotyphla; Soricidae
Product: cytochrome P450 2J2-like
Exons: 9
Coding region: 43-1539 (498 amino acids)
Biological process (GO): xenobiotic metabolic process
Cellular component (GO): cytoplasm; intracellular membrane-bounded organelle
Molecular function (GO): oxidoreductase activity, acting on paired donors, with incorporation or reduction of molecular oxygen, reduced flavin or flavoprotein as one donor, and incorporation of one atom of oxygen; heme binding; iron ion binding
Source: RefSeq, a predicted model, not a curated record